This is a messenger RNA of Bicyclus anynana (squinting bush brown), 2957 nucleotides long. It is a transcript of the gene Ets98B, whose product is annotated as DNA-binding protein D-ETS-4. The coding region runs from base 238 to 1683 and encodes 481 amino acids. The transcript is spliced from 6 exons. The record is from RefSeq and is a predicted model, not a curated record. Lineage: Eukaryota; Metazoa; Arthropoda; Insecta; Lepidoptera; Nymphalidae. Gene Ontology annotation, cellular component: nucleus. Gene Ontology annotation, molecular function: DNA-binding transcription factor activity, RNA polymerase II-specific; sequence-specific DNA binding. Gene Ontology annotation, biological process: regulation of transcription by RNA polymerase II; cell differentiation.
GGGGAGUUCGGCUCGCUUCGUGCGAGCUCGGAGACCUGCGCCCGCGCAUACUACGCCGACGACGCCACGGCUACAGUCGCGUACAUCACAUUCGGAAAAUUUUCCACACAAUAAAUAAUACGGGGAUGAAAUUUUCACGUAAACACUAACGCGCGGAUGUGGACUUAUAGUUUGAACAUAUCAAUUGGAACAUUUUGUUGAACAUUUGUAAAGUGAACGAACAGUACGAGUGUAAAAAUGUUGUGGGAGAACAGUCACAACGAGGAAUCGGAUACGAUGCCACAGACGGUGCCCCGGUCUGGGUGCAGCCCCCCAUCGGCAUCCCAGGGCGAGAGAGCAGUGCCAACUUCCCCCGCUGACAUACACCACCUCCUGCGCCUUCUCGGUGCUGAAUCACCACCAGAACCGAUGUUGCACUCCCCCCCUACACACAUCAAACCUCCCCCACCAUAUCCAGAAGACAACAACUACCUCGAACGUCUCUACGACUUCGGAGACUACCCAACCCCUUCUCCAUCAUCCGACGAAGGAUCAAUCCCCACAGUGGCGUUCCACCCACCAUCCCCUUAUAACUCCCUGGAGUAUUCUCCAGUUUUCAUCAAAGAGGAACCACACAACAGGCUAACAGUGCCCGGGUUCGCCUCCCCCUAUCCCUUAUCCCCUUCAGGCUCCUGCGUGUCAUACGGCAGCCACAACCAAUAUCUAUCCCCCGUCCCGCAACACGACGAAUACAUAGAUAUUGAAGAUUUACUCAAAGAGAACCAGAUUUUACAAGAAAGCGUCCAGCAACAUUAUAUAACACCAAAAAUUGAAAUCGAAGAACCGAGAGAUCACAUUUUACUGCGUUCGGCGCUAGAAGACACAACCUUUCAAAAACGGCUUAAUUUAAGGCCUAUACCCUUAGAAUUAGGGAGUGUCAAAAUGGAAGAAAGUAGUGGAGGCACUGGAGAAGAACUCGUGACCCCUGUAAUCGAGCGCGUGCUCUCUAUGGCUAUUGAACAGUCCAAACGAGACGUGGACAAUACCUGCACCGUACUAGGUAUUUCACCAGAUCCUAUGCAAUGGAGCACGAGCGACGUGAAGGCGUGGGUCAUGUUCACACUGCAGCACUUCAACCUGGCGAUGGUGCCCACGGAGUACUUCGCCAUGGACGGCGCGGCGCUCGUCGCGCUCACGGAGGAGGACUUCAACCAGAGGGCGCCACAAGCGGGCAGCACGCUCUACGCUCAGCUGGAGAUCUGGAAAGCGGCGCGCCACGAGAGCUGGAGGAGUCAAUGGACGGAGCACGAGCCCUCCCCCACACCCGCACCCCCCCUGCCUUCCACUGAUGACUUGAGUGAUGAUGAAGAUUCAGAGUCAGCGGGCACGAGUGCGAGUCAGGGAGGAGGGAAAGUGAAGUCAGGCAGCACACACAUACACCUUUGGCAGUUCCUCAAGGAGCUUUUGGCGUCCCCACACAUACACGGAUCUGCGAUACGGUGGUUAGAUCGAAGUAACGGAAUCUUCAAAAUUGAAGAUUCAGUCCGAGUAGCCAGGCUGUGGGGCAAGAGAAAAAACAGGCCCGCGAUGAACUACGACAAACUGUCCAGAAGUAUUCGGCAGUACUACAAAAAAGGCAUCAUGAAGAAGACGGAACGGAGUCAGAGGCUCGUCUACCAGUUCUGCCAUCCGUAUUGCUUGUAGACUCCCGCGAUUACUUAGUAUAAGUUAAUUGUAAAUAUUUAUUGUAAAUAAGGGCGUGUGAGAGCCGCGGUAAUGCGGACACCUAGACGGCUGGUUGGGUUUUACGACGUGCGUAAAACUCAACGCAGUUUCAGAGUUUGUCGAUGACAUAGCAUCUCAAGAGGCGAGUAAACGUCCUUGGAUGUGAAAACAUCGAUUGACACUCCUCCAUAAAAUUCGAGAAAGGUAAUUUUCUCUAGAAUUCUAUUGGACGGAGGACACGGUUGCGUUAGUUUUAAGUUCUUUUUUACCAGCGACUAGAGGACGGCCAUCGAUCGAUGGAUCGGAUCGAUCGUUAAGAUCGGUCAUCGGCCGUCGCUCGAAACCUGGUAAUGUUUAUCCCAUAUAUCUAUGAUAUAUUUCUAGUACGUUCUAUGAACUUUUAGAUAAGCGAUUUGUAAAUAUUCGAAUGUAUGUUAAAACUAGAGCAUAAGUUUGCUCGCGUUCUCGUUUGAGUUAAUGAAGAGGUAAUUCUCAUUUAAUUUAAAACAAAUAAUUUAUAAUGAUUGUUCUUUGUAUUUGUAAACAACGUGUAAUGUUAGCAUUAAUUGAGCUAAUCAUGUUUACUCGUAUCGAUACAUUUGUGUGUGAGCACGCAUAUGGGAGACUUGCAAUUUAGGUAUAAUUUAUAUUAUAAGUUAUCACAGUGGUGUUUAUUAGUCGCACUCAAAUGUUUACUAGUUGACAGAAUAUAAAUAUCAAGCUGUCUGUCAAUUUAGAUUAGUUUUGUGCGCCAAAGAAUUUGCACCAUUGUAAUGUUAACUCUAAAUUCAAACCGAAUUUAGGGCCAUAUCACAUGCGAUACUCAUAUUAUCAUUAGGUAGUUAUUAGUAUUUGCGGAUUUUUCCGAAAUCAGUAUGGAAUUCACUAAAUACGCAAAUCGCUGAUCGAUGAUGAGAUGUAUGUGGUUUGGUCUAUAGAGUUGGAGAUUUCUUCGAAAAUUAUGCAAGAAAUUUGAAAAUUUUGUGCCAAAUAGACAAAGAUUAAAAUAUUUUAUUGGGGACAAAAUAUUUGUAUUAUCGGCAGCUCACCGAAGUGAACUUGUAAAAAACUUGUAAAAAAUGUAAUUUAAAGCGGUGAUGGUAAUGGGUCAUAGGCUAGUAUAUAAAUGUAAUGAACCCGCGACGCAGUUAGUGUCGACAUUAAUUAAAUUAAUAAAACUAAUGUAGAUUUUAUGAAUCGUGUAAUUAUUAUGUAAUUAUGUUGCAUCAAAAUAAAUGGCCAUUUUUAUAUGA